Molecule: messenger RNA, 6699 nt
Organism: Arthroderma uncinatum
Lineage: Eukaryota; Fungi; Ascomycota; Eurotiomycetes; Onygenales; Arthrodermataceae
Product: DNA polymerase epsilon catalytic subunit A
Exons: 3
Coding region: 1-6699 (2232 amino acids)
Biological process (GO): base-excision repair, gap-filling; mitotic cell cycle; nucleotide-excision repair, DNA gap filling
Cellular component (GO): nucleus; epsilon DNA polymerase complex
Molecular function (GO): single-stranded DNA 3'-5' DNA exonuclease activity; nucleotide binding; DNA binding
Source: RefSeq, a predicted model, not a curated record
AUGACCCGCCGACCUAGCAAGUAUGGCAACAAUUUCAGAUCACACUCGUCCUCGUUCGUACCGAAGAGAGCGAAGACCAUCGGCGUUUCGUCAUUACGAUCGAGUGAGGCUACCUCUCAAGAUGAGAAAUUCCAGGCGUUGCGUAUCGCGAACGAGAUCGACGAGACCAUGGGAUUUGCGCGAUAUGAGGCAGGGAAGAAACGGAUUGGAUGGCUAUGCAACAUGCAUAGUACAACAAUAGAGGAUCCAAAGGUCCCCGGAGGCCGAGCAGCGGUGGAAUUUUACUUUCUUGAGGAGGAUGGCGGCAGUUUUAAGGUAUCUCUCGAAUACGAUCCCUAUUUCCUAAUAGCUACGAAACGAGGACGUGAAGCAGAGGUGGAAGAAUGGUGCAAGCGAUCAUUUGAAGGCUUGGUGAAGGGCAUAAAGCAGGUGGAAAAGGAGGAUCUACAGAUGCCAAAUCACUUGCUUGGGUAUAAAAGGCAGUUCCUCCAGCUCAGCUUUGCCAACGUCUCAGACCUCCUUGCAGUACGGAAAACUAUAUCCCCCAUUGCUACAAAGAAUAAGAAGAAUGUCAAUGCUAUGGAUACAUACGCAGAACUUGCAAGCGCGAACGCCGGAUUCGAUCUAUAUGACGAUGAAGUUAAUAGCCGUGGGCAAAAUGCUUUACAGGAUGCUACAGAUUAUAUCGUGGAUAUUAGGGAAUAUGACGUUCCCUAUCAUGUGCGCGUCUCAAUUGAUAAAGAUAUCCGCAUUGGAAAAUGGUACACGGUGCAAUCGGUUCAUGGUGUCAUAUCAUUGACCUGCCUCGAAGAGAGACUGCAACGAGCCGAUCCUGUCGUGCUUGCAUACGACAUUGAAACCACAAAGCUACCCUUGAAAUUUCCAGAUGCUGCGAUUGAUCAGGUAAUGAUGAUAUCGUAUAUGAUUGAUGGCCGGGGAUACCUGAUAACAAACAGGGAGAUCGUCUCCGAAGACAUCAGCGAUUUUGAAUAUACCCCUAAACCUGAAUACUAUGGACCUUUUACGAUUUUUAAUGAACCGGAUGAAAAGGCUGUCCUUGAGCGUUUCUUUAACCACGUCAAGGAAGUCAAACCUAGCGUCAUGGUCACUUAUAACGGUGAUUUCUUCGAUUGGCCAUUUGUCGAGGCAAGAGCGAGCGUCCAGGGGAUCGAUAUGUAUACGGAGAUUGGCUUCCGAAAAAAUAGCGAAGACAUCUACCAGAGUGAUUACUGUGUUCACAUGGAUGCCUUUUCGUGGGUGAAUCGAGACAGUUAUCUCCCACAGGGAAGUCGUGGCUUAAAGGCUGUCACAGUUGCGAAGUUGGGGUACGAUCCUGAUGAGCUCGAUCCCGAAUUAAUGACCAAAUAUGCGAGUGAGCGGCCUCAAACCUUGGCUGAAUACUCGGUUUCCGACGCUGUGGCCACCUAUUAUCUAUAUAUGAAAUAUGUCCAUCCUUUUAUCUUUUCACUCUGCACCAUUAUUCCACUGAGCCCGGACGAGGUUCUCCGCAAGGGUACUGGAACCCUUUGUGAAAUGUUGUUGAUGGUCCAGGCAUAUCAACAUAACAUCAUAUUGCCCAACAAGCAUAUGGACCCGAAUGAAGCAUUCUAUGAAGGCCAUCUUCUCGACUCCGAGACUUAUGUGGGAGGACAUGUGGAGAGUAUAGAAGCCGGUGUUUUCCGCAGCGAUAUUCCCGUUAAUUUCACCGUUGAUACGACGGCGAUUGACGAGCUUCUCCGUGAUCUCGAUGCAGCACUCGAGUUCAGUAUUACCGUCGAAGAAAAGAAAUCCCUUGAAGAUGUGGUCAAUUACUCUGAGGUCAAAGCACAGAUCACAGAGAGGCUGCUGAAAUUGAAAAAUUCGCCGAAUCGGAACGAGAGGCCAUCCAUCUACCAUUUAGAUGUCGCAUCUAUGUAUCCAAACAUCAUGACUACAAACCGACUACAACCAGAUUCAAUGAUUAAGGAGUCGGAUUGCGCUGCGUGUGAUUUCAACAGACCUGGUAAAACUUGCGACAGACGCCUCCCAUGGUCAUGGAGAGGUGAAUUUUUACCGGCGAAGCGUGACGAAUAUAACAUGAUACGGCGUGCAAUCGCGAACGAAAAGUUUCCAGGCAGGACCAAACACCAUGCGCCGAGGAGUUUUGAGAGCCUUGAUGAGAGCGAGCAAGCAGCCAUCGUGAAGAAACGAUUACAGGAAUACAGCAAGAAGAUAUACCACAAAAUCCGCGAAACCAAAACCAUCGAGCGCGAGGCCAUCAUCUGCCAGAGAGAGAAUCCAUUUUAUGUUGAUACCGUCCGCAAUUUCAGGGAUCGAAGAUACGAUUUUAAAGGCAAACAGAAGGUUUGGAAGGGCAAAGUGGAAUCCCUGAAAUCCUCAGGCGCUGCCAACUCAGAGGUUGAGGAAGCAAAAAAGAUGGUCAUUCUGUUUGAUUCCCUACAGCUUGCCCACAAAGUUAUUUUAAACAGUUUCUACGGAUACGUUAUGAGAAAAGGUUCUAGGUGGUAUUCCAUGGAGAUGGCCGGAGUUACUUGUCUAACGGGUGCCCAUAUCAUCCAAAUGGCGAGGGAGCUAGUGGAGCGGAUUGGGCGGCCACUUGAACUUGAUACAGAUGGUAUUUGGUGCAUGCUACCGGCUACCUUUCCGGAGAAUUUUGUAUUCAAACUGGUGAACGGUAAAAAGCUUACCAUUUCAUACCCUUGCGUCAUGCUCAAUCACCUAGUUCAUGGGAAGUUUACCAACGACCAAUAUCAAACUCUCACCGAUCCCGCUACAUUCAAAUACAAGACUCACAGCGACAAUUCCAUCUUUUUCGAAGUCGAUGGGCCAUAUAGAGCCAUGAUUCUUCCAACUUCCAAGGAGGAGGACAAGAAUUUGAAGAAGCGUUAUGCUGUUUUCAACCACGACGGAUCACUUGCUGAACUGAAAGGGUUCGAAGUGAAGCGAAGGGGUGAGCUUAAACUCAUCAAGGUAUUCCAGACCCAGAUCUUCAAAUUUUUCCUUGAAGGCACUACUCUCGAAGAGACGUAUGGUGCCGUUGCCGAAGUUGCGAAUCGGUGGUUGGAUGUCCUGCACAUGCACGGUUCGACACUAGCGGACGAAGAGCUCAUAGAUAUGAUCUGUGAAAAUAGGAGUAUGUCUAAAACAAUCGAGGAAUACGGAGCCCAAAAAUCGACGUCAAUUACGACCGCAAAACGGCUUGCUGAAUUCUUGGGAGAGCAGAUGAUUAAAGACAAGGGACUAAACUGCAAAUAUAUCAUUUCUUCUUCACCGAGGAAUUCGCCUGUUACUGAAAGAGCUGUCCCUGUUGCAAUCUUUUCGGCAGAAGAGAGUAUUAAAAGAUUCUUCCUGCGCAAGUGGAUGAAGGAGGACCCCGGAGAUAUGGAUCCACGUACAAUUAUUGAUUGGGAUUAUUACCUUGAGCGAUUAGGAUCCGUGAUACAGAAGCUGAUAACUAUACCCGCUGCUUUGCAAAAGAUCUCCAACCCCGUCCCUCGAGUAGCCCAUCCAGAUUGGCUCCAGCGAAGGAUCAAUACCAAGGAAGACAGGUUUAAACAGAAGAAAAUGACGGAUCUGUUUGCGAAGAAUCCAUUGGCCAGCCUGUCAACAAACAUCAUGGACCAUCGCAUCCCUUCAGCUGGAGAUAUCGAGGACCUCAUGCAACGCGGAAGCCAGAAGCCAGGUACACAGCCAGGAAAUAAACUCACUCAGAAACGAAAGGCACCUGGAGGAGAGACCAAUACAUCCCAAGACCCAUUUGCGACUCUUCCACCAAUAAUGCCAUCAAUGACUGAAAAUUAUGAAGACUGGUUGCAGUACCAGAAACAAAAAUGGAAAAUUCAGAAACAGGCACGACUCCGUCGUCGCAAACUCUUUGGUGCUAAGAAAACUGCGGCUUCCGACUCUAUUGGUGGUUUCUUCCGAAAUCAGGCUGAACUCACAUAUGUCAAUACAUGGCAGAUAUUACAGCUUCGGGAAACCGAUAGCCCCGGUGAAGUAAGGGCGUUUGUGCUAAUAGAUCGCAAGGUGCACACAAUUACCAUCAAGGUCCCACGACAUAUUUUUAUUAAUUUCAAGGAUGUGGACUUACCUGACGUUGAUAUCACCAACUGUUCGGUUCAGAAAGUAAACCACACAUUGCCAAACGGACAUCCAUCCGUCCAUCUGUUCCAGCUGAGUAUGCCAGAGGAGAUAUAUCUGAGAGAGACAUCAAAAAUAUCUUUACUACUCAGUCACCCUAGCGUUGAAGGGGUAUAUGAGAAAAAAGUCCCGUUCAAUAUUCGAGCUGUCCUUAAGCUUGGAAAUCACUGUACUUUUGAUGAAGAGCAGCGCGGUGUCCUCGGCAAGGGUCUAGAACAUGGCUUUGACUUGUCUACGCUUCUUCCUGCGCCUGAACCAGGUGUCUAUCUCGAAGGAGCGCAGUUUCAAUAUGUCCUCCUCUAUCAUAUUGUCGCGGGCGAACGUGAGAUAUUUUCGAUCUUCUCAACGCAAUCGAAAGAAGCACAUAUUGUUACCUACACAAAGCAGAGAGAUAUUCAAGGAUUCCCCAAUGUCGAUAAAAUCUUCGCUGAAGCACUUCAGCGGAAAGCAAGCGAACAAAACAGCGAAACGUGGCAGCAAAUAUUCGAGUAUCAAGAAAAGCUUCAUUUCAAGACAAAGCAAGUCACAACAAAGCGGAAAGCCCAUCUUGAAGUCGGAGACAUUCUUAAAAAGUUCCGCAAUGAGAACACGCUACCAAUGCUAGUUGUGGUCCAGUCGCCCAAGAGUCGCCAACUUCCACGUCUUAUCUCGAGUUUGAAGGACUAUCCAAUGAUAUCAUUGAGAUCCAAUGCAGCCGAUAACGAACUGCCACCACUUGGCUGGCAAGCUUAUGCUGCAAGGCAAAUCGUGAUGCACUACCUGGCGUUGGAUUCGUGGAUUAACCAUCUCCUUGGAUUUGCUCGAUAUGGCAAUAUCCCAAUUGGUAACCUCGAGAAAGAUGACCCUAAGCACUUGAUCGAUAUCCUAUAUGCUCGACGGCUUGAGCAGAGUAAUGUCGUCUUAUGGUGGUCCUCCAGUCCCCUUCCAGACCAUGGUGGCUAUGAGAAGGACGAUAUCCUUGGUCCAUUGAAUUCAGUCGAAAUGACUUCUGUCAAUACCCCUGGCGCCUACUCCACCGUGUGCAUCGAACUUGAAGUUCGAAAUCUUGCGAUCAAUACCGUUCUCACUUCUUCACUAAUCAAUGACCUCGAAAGCAAUGAGCCAGCGUUGCUCAACCCAGUUGCCCCCGGAGACCAGCAAAGUGUUUCUGACGGAAGUGGUGUGUUGUAUUCUGAUACCGCAUUUUCCGCCGUGGGUAUACUUGUUCUGCGAGAUAUGGUAAAAUCGUGGUGGAACGAAGCCUGUAAGGGUAAUGGGAUGGCCGACGUGAUGGUUCAACAUCUCAUUCGAUGGGUGGAGAGUGCGGAUUGUUGUUUAUAUGACCAUGCACUCCACCAAUACGUGCAGAUGCUCCUGAAAAAAGCCCUGCAACAACUUAUCACUGCCUUCAAACGAGUUGGGUCUAAUGUUAUCUAUGCAAAUCCGAACCGACUAAUUCUUCAGACAACCAAAACAGAGGUCGGAAACGCUUAUGCAUACAGCAAAUAUAUCCUGAAGACUAUCAAGGAAAAGCCUCUAUUUCACUUCCUCGACCUUGACAUUAAGGAAUAUUGGGAUUAUUUGAUCUGGUAUGACGAAUUCAAUUACGGCGGCAAGGCAUGUCAGGAGGUGGUCGAAGCGGAAAAGCAGGAACUGGAGGCAAUUAUGAACUGGCAAAUUAGCAGGUUCUUACCGACUCCGCUGCAGUCCGUCUUCGUAGACUGGAUUGUAGAAUACGUCGAGAUAAUGCAUGCGCACAAGAAGCCAGUGGCCGCACAAACCGAAGCCGAUGCAACCCCUCGACAGACACAACUUCCAUCCCGGCCUGAGGACGAAAGCGAGAGUGUUGAAAUAACUUCAGUGUUGAGCCAAUCCUUCUCCAAAGCACUGAAGAAGCAGAUAGCAGGCUUGAUUCGCCGACAGCGUGACGAAAUGCUGCAUCCUGAGCUGGCCUCUGAUUAUGAGUUCCCAGUGCUCCCUGGCGCAGUUAUACCCAAACAUGAACGAAACCCAACAUUGGAACUUGUUAAAUAUCUCAUGCAAAUCCUGGGACUUGCUAAAUAUACUGCGUUGGAAGUGAGGCUCCUUCGUCGAGAUCUCCUAACCCUCUUCGAUAUCCGCGAGUUCAGCGAUGAAGGGAAGUUUGAGAGCCCAAGCUCGAGCCUGGUCCUGACACAGGUGAUAUGCCACAACUGUACCAUGGCCCGAGAUUUAGACCUAUGUCGCGAUCCUGAAUUCCUCCCUGAUAGCGGGACUGAAAAUAAUGCAACGACGACUCUCCCCCCGUGGAUAUGUCCGUACUGCUCCACCGAGUACGAUCGGUUAUUCCUUGAGGAGAGGGUGAUUGGUGACGUCCAAGGGCUUGUUAUGGAGUGGCAAGCGCAAGAUCUCAAGUGCGCAAAGUGCGCUGGUAUAAUGAUAAACCCGUUCAUGGAGCACUGCUCGUGUAGCGGCGAAUGGGUAGGGACCAUAGACAGGCUUGCAGUCGAGAAGAAGUUGGGGGUGUACCAAAGCAUUGCUGAUUUUUAUGGGUUCAAAAUGUUGUCUAUGGUUACGAAAGGCGUUCUGGAAAGCAUCUGA